Colletes gigas is the source of this 1925-nucleotide messenger RNA. RefSeq names its product fructose-bisphosphate aldolase-like. The transcript has 6 exons. Gene Ontology annotation, cellular component: cytosol. The record is from RefSeq and is a predicted model, not a curated record. Gene Ontology annotation, biological process: fructose 1,6-bisphosphate metabolic process; glycolytic process. Gene Ontology annotation, molecular function: fructose-bisphosphate aldolase activity. The coding region runs from base 246 to 1400 and encodes 384 amino acids. NCBI's taxonomy places the organism in Eukaryota, Metazoa, Arthropoda, Insecta, Hymenoptera, Colletidae.
UGUUUGAAAAAAGAACGCUCUUCGAUUCGUGAUGAUUUGAUUUCGUGUUGAAUUUUUGUAGGAAAUAUAUCUGUCUCUUGUACAAUUAAUAAAUAUUUGUUUUACUCAAUUGUUUUUAUAAUUUUUGGUUAAGGUCGAAAUUUCUUAAAACAUGUUUGCCAUGUCAAUAUAAAGACAUUUUUUAAUUAUUCCUCACAUCUUUAAAUUGAUUCGUAUCAUUUAUAUGCACUAUCUAAGAAAAAAGAAUGAAACGUUUAGGUGAUAGAUGUUCUUGCAAAGAUAAAAUAUUAUCGCCGGUAACAAAAUAUGCAGAGUUGGAUCCUGCCCUUUGUUCCGAGUUGCGAAAAAUCGUGGACACCAUACUUGCGCCUGGAAAGGGGUUGCUGGCUUGCGACGAGUCCAGUCCGAGUUUGGACAAACGGUUCGAGGAGUUGGAAAUCGAAAAUACCGAAGAUAAACGACGCGAUUAUAGACAGAUGUUGCUCACCGCUGAUCAGUCCCAACUGUCGAAAUACAUAAGCGGUGUUAUUCUGCAUCACGAGACAGUUUAUCAAAAAACUACGGCCGGCGUCGACUUCGUCCAAUUGCUUCAAGAAAGGAAUGUCUUACCCGGCAUCAAGGUCGACGGAGGUUUGGUCGAUCUCUUCGGCGCGAAGAACGAAAAGACCACGGAGGGCCUGGACAAUUUGCAAGAGAGAUGCAUACAGUACAAGCGGUGCGGCUGUCACUUCACAAAAUGGAGAUGCACGUACAGGAUUUCAGAGACCACGCCAAGCCAGUUGGCCAUGGCUACGAACGCGAACGUCCUGGCAAGAUAUGCCAGUAUAUGUCAGAGUGCGCGAAUGGUACCCAUCAUAGAACCAGAAAUUCUAAAUAACGGCGACCACGGAAUAAAUAGAACGUUGGAAGUUCACGAAGAAGUCUUGUCUAUUUUAUUUCGUGCCCUGAACGAGCACCGCGUGUACCUUGAGGGUGUAAUUCUAAAACCAGCAAUGGUCUUGUCAGGAAUCAAGAAUUCUCUUAAUUGCACGCCGCAGAUUAUUGCAGAAUACACGUUAACAGCUAUGCAGAGGACAGUGCCACCGGCAGUGCCGGGGAUACUAUUUCUGAGUGGUGGACAAUCAGACACAGAAUCUGUCGUAAAUCUAAAUGCUAUUUGUGCUUACGAUGGAAAGAAGCCUUGGAAAAUCAGCUUUUGUUAUGGACGGGCCCUACAAAAUGCACCAAUGAAACUCUGGCACGGGCUCCCAGACAACGUGCAAGAUGCUCAGGCAUUGUUGCUCGAAAGAGCAAGACUUUGUUCCGAAGCGACUUUGGGUAAAAUACAAUUAAACGGCGUGUGUACGAAAAAGGCAACGAACGCCCAAAGGACAAGUCUCAACACCGUUGCUCAGACCUAACCUCUAAUUGCGUCAUGGAAAUUCUACUUGAAAUUAUCUAUUAAUUGAUUCGAACAUCGAGAGCAGAAAAUCGCAGCUGUUAACGAGACGAUACAAGAUAUAACAUUGACGAUCCUACCUUAUCAAUGAGUUCGUCAUACGAAGAUAAAGGUUCAAGCGAAAAGAAGGUAUGCAUGAUUCGUCACAUGCGCGCGAGUACGUCAACCUUAACAGUGAAAUGUUCCGUCAAUAAUUUCGGGGAAUGUCGCGCAAGGUGCCCUUGACUGACCUCUAAAACAGAAGUUCUCAAUAACAGAGAUCCGUGCAGUACGUGCAAGCCACGACGUAUACUCAGAAUUUUAUUCCGCUACUGGUCGAUAUGACGUCAUUUCCGAGGAUCCCCACCAACCACCAGCUCCUAUUCUUCUCAAUUUUAUAGGUCCAGCCAUCAGCACGUGUACACGCCAGUGUCGUAACAAUCGAGUAACUAAAUUCGUCUUAAUCACAUUUUUAAUCCGACAUUCCAAUGAUCAUUCAAUGGAGCCA